GUGCGGGGCGCGGGGCGCGGGCGGUCCGCGGGCGGGCGAGGAUGCUGCUGUCCCUGGUGCUCCACACCUACUCCAUGCGCUCCCUGCUGCCCGGCGUCGUGCUGCUGGGCUCGGCGCCCACCUACGUGCUGCUGUGGGGCGCGUGGCGCCUGCUGUCCGCGCUGCUGCCCGCGCGCCUGUACCAGCGCGUGGACGACCACAUGUACUGCGUGUACCAGAGCAUGGUGGUCUUCUUCUUCGAGCACUACACCGGCGCGCAGAUAUUGGUAUAUGGAGAUUUGCCGAAAAAUAAAGAAAAUAUAAUAUAUUUAGCAAAUCAUCGCAGCACAGUGGACUGGAUUGUCGCCGACAUCCUGGCCAUGCGGCAGAACGCUGUGGGACAUGUGCGCUACGUACUGAAAGACCAAUUGAAGUGGCUUCCCUUGUACGGGUAUUACUUUUCUCAGCACGGAGGAAUCUAUGUGAAGCGAAGUACCAAGUUCAAUGAGGGCAAAAUGAGGGCCACGCUGCAGAGCUACGUGAACGCGGGGACGCCGAUGUACCUUGUGAUUUUUCCAGAGGGAACAAGGUAUAAUCCAAAAGUCCUUUCUGCUAGUCAGGAGUUUGCUGCUCAACGGGGUCUCCCAGUGUUAAAGUAUGUGCUGACACCAAGAAUAAAGGCAACUUAUGUUGCAUUUGAUUCUAUGAAGAAUUAUAUAGAGGCCAUUUAUGAUGUUACAGUGGUCUAUGAAGGGAAGGACAAAGAAGGCCGGCAAGUAGAAACCACGACCAUGACUGAAUUCCUCUGCAGACACUGUCCAAAAAUUCAUAUUCACAUUGAUCGUAUCGACAGAAAAGACAUCCCAGAGGAGCAGGAGUCCAUGAAGAGGUGGCUUCACCAGCGCUUUGAGAAAAAAGACAAGUUGCUUAUGGAAUUCUAUGAGUCACCAGAUCCAGAAAGAAGGAACCAGUUUCCUGGGAAAAGUGUUAAUUCAAAACUAAGUCUCAAGAAGACUUUGCCAUCAGUGUUGUUCCUGAGCGGCUUGACUGCCGGCCUGCUGAUGACGGAGGUCGGGAGGAAACUGUAUGCAAACGCAUGCAUCUGCGGAACCGUCUUUGGCUGCCUGUGGGUCUCCUUCAGAGCGUGAGCAGUGGGCGUCCCUCAUAGAUGGCCACACACGUGACAUCCACUUGCUUCCUGAACUUAGCAAGGAGUGUAAAUAAAGCCCCGUUGACCGAACAAUGGUAAAAUGGAAUUUAUAUAAAAGCCAGUAUGCAUUUGAUUUUGGGCGAACAUUGUUUUCAGCGUUAGAGCAGGAAUUACCGAAAAGGUCAAAGCUAAGUGGACUUCAUGCUGUUCUUCCCAUGUCCCUUGAGCUGAUGUCCCCCUCAGACGACUGUUAGGUUGUGAUUUGCUAUCGCACUAUAAUUCAGAUGGCAUAUGUUCACAUCACCAGGUAGCGGAUUUCAUUAUGUUUGUUAUUGUCAAUGUCUGACACCCUGACAGCCCCGAUCUCUCGCCGCUGCGGCGUUUGCCUCACUGCGUAAUCCUUGGCUUUCUGCUCAGUGUCUGCAAGUCAGGGAGGAAAGUGCCUCCGAGUAUCCAGACCCUCGAGGACACAGCAGGAAGUGCUCCGGGUGGAGCUCUGUUCAGAGUGUGUCUAUUGUACUGCAUUACUAGCUCGUUUUACUUCAUAUUUGUGAAAUAAUUAACAUUUAAUAUGUAUUGAGAUCACUUAAUUUGCAUACCCUUUAACCUACACAAAAGAAUAUGGUAGAAAAUGGCAAAAUGAAGUUUAAGUUAAAAUUGUCACUGAUUCAUUGUCUGAGAACUGUGACUUGCCUAGCUUUGAAGGGUUACCCUGUGCUAUUAGUAAUUCCCAACAUUGUGCCAUAAGUGCUUAAAAUACUAAGGUUUCCUGUGAUCGUUUAUAUCAAAACAGUCACGGUGAACCUUUCCGGUAGAUUCUGAGCCUCCGAGGUGGCAGGGCCUGCAGGCAUCCUACCCAGGACCAGCGUGUGCCUUGUGACUGCUUCACUUCUUCGAUUGAAGCCACGCAUCAGACGUGGAGCUUGUCUGUGUGCCGGCCCCGUAGCUCCCGCCGCGCUCUGCCCCCCUCUGGGCUUCCUUAGCGGUGCUGCCUGGUGUCGCCCUGGUUCGGAGUCCCUCACCCUGGCUCUGGGGCGUGAGCUUGUGAGCUGCUGUGGCAGCAGCUGGCACUCAUCCCUCUGAGGAGUCGCCUUCUGCCACUAUCGGCCCAUUUCCCAUCUGUGCGAGAAGAGCUGCCGGGUGACCGGCGUCACAGAAGCAGUGUGUCCCCCGAAAGGAGGCGGUCUGAAAGCUUGCUCUGCUCUGCUCUGGUUUAUCUUAUAGUAUGAACAUGCUUAUCUGCAGUCCUUUAUAAUAACUUUUCAGCUAACUGCUACUUAGGGGCUUUUUAAAUUUCUUUUCAAAAUUAUGUCUGACUCAGAUGAAGUGCACGAAUUGACUCAUAAAGAAAAUGAAAGAAUUGAAGGAAAUCGUGUCCAACUGUUAUAUUGCUUUCCUAAACAGAAAACAAGCCAUCUCUUGCAGUCCCCUUGGAGGGUCAGGUGGUGAGUCUGUGUACCCAGGAUUCAUAACCACCUGCUCCCACAGAAUACAGUUAGCCUGACCACAGGGGGGAAUAGGUCAAACUUGGUUAAAGUGCUCUCAUGACGAACUGUAAUUUUCUCUUUCCUGAAAAAUGAAAUUUAGAUCAAUCCCAGGUCUCUGUUAAAUACAUUUUUUAACAGUGCUAAUUUUAGAGCUUAUUUCUGACAAAAUCAAAAUAAAUGUAAGCUGUGAUAUUUGAAUAUCAUGGGUAUGGUCCAGUUUUAGAUUUUGAGGAGCUGUAUCAUUAGAAUUAUAUGGCUUAUAACUGGACUUAGCAAGGUCAAGUGACCUGCAUGAAGUUACCUGAGCACUGUUUCUUACGUCUCUGCUCCUACACAUCUCAUAAAAGGUUUAUAAAAUCAGUGUGAGAAAAAUUUACGUCAAAAUGAAAUUUGUCUUUCAUGCAUUGAUUUUGUCUUAAUUUAUCCAUCUUCUAAAAUUAAAAUCUCUGCCUACCUAUGAAUCUUUACAUACAAUAUCAUUUAAGCUUUGUUUGUGUUGUUCUUCUUGGUUUAUGAUUUGCUUCUUAUUUAACUGCUCUUUAUAAGGCUGCCAUUGGGGUGCGUGUUUGUGGUUUUCAGCAAAGGGUGGAUUUGGAGGAAAGCAAUAAAGUAAAAUAGAAUUUGC
Messenger RNA from Octodon degus (degu), 3241 nucleotides. RefSeq names its product 1-acylglycerol-3-phosphate O-acyltransferase 5 (gene Agpat5). Gene Ontology annotation, cellular component: mitochondrion; endomembrane system. The record is from RefSeq and is a predicted model, not a curated record. The coding region runs from base 42 to 1127 and encodes 361 amino acids. NCBI's taxonomy places the organism in Eukaryota, Metazoa, Chordata, Mammalia, Rodentia, Octodontidae. The transcript is spliced from 8 exons. Gene Ontology annotation, molecular function: acyltransferase activity.